Diatraea saccharalis (sugarcane borer) is the source of this 1364-nucleotide messenger RNA. NCBI's taxonomy places the organism in Eukaryota, Metazoa, Arthropoda, Insecta, Lepidoptera, Crambidae. The record is from the annotation of a GenBank genome assembly.
UUGAUUCUCUAUAAAAUGUUUAACAACACUGUCAACGUUUUUCGUUUCCAUCCAACGAGAUACAAGAAAUAGAUUUUGUUGAAAUUUUGCAUUAAUUUUGCAUAAGUAGGUACUACUUAGGUAUUGAAAGGUGUACAUGCUAGAAAAUAUAAUAUUUUACAAAAAGUAAUACAGAUAAGAUUCAGUUCUUUGGUUUAGUCGUUUAUAUCGGAAUUCUUUAAAUUGCAAGUUGUUAAGUCAAUUUUACAACACAUUGAUUUGGUUCACUGGAAAAUUUCUUCAACAGUUAACUGCGUGUAAUAUGCAGUCAUCCGCUCUAAAUUUUAUAACUUCAUAAAACCGACAGCGCAGUGUUGCAUACUUCAGUAGCCUAUAAGCAGAAGUCAAGUAAUUACUUUUAUAUUCUAACAAUAGAAAACUUCUUUAAAAUGAUUAUUAAGGUAAAGUCACUUGUGUUAGAUAUAAACGUUUUUUUAAGAAUGAAAAGUGUUAUUAUACAUAUCUUGGUUUAUAUUUCCAAUUAGGUGAUUGUAAUUAUGUCAGCGAUUGGCCUUUUGAUGGUUCGUGGUGAGAACGAAGAAUCUCGGUUGAUAUCAAAGCAAGUGCCUUCAAACAAUUCUAAGGAAGUGACAUCUGAUGAAGAUCUCGACCGCGCUUUCACCAUCUGGCGCCACUGGAAGCCGGAGAGACUUUUGAAAUUGGGUCGACUUCUUAGUGAGUUAACACGCUCUCCUGAUUCUGAUUCACUUGAGAGCAUGAUUGACAAACACGCUUCUAUUAGAGAACGGCACAGUCAACAAAGACAUAAACUAAAAAAUAAAGUAAAAAUCCUGUUUAAAGUACAUCAGUUUGAAACUUAAUCAGUGUUUUUAUUUGAUAGCCUAGCCUCUGAGUUCCUUUAAGUUUUUUGCGCCACACUUCUUUACAUCUAAAAAAAGUUAAGAAUAAAAACUAAAAGUUGUAUUAAUGAUACUAGUUGAUAGAAAUAAAGUUUUUGACCUUUACCUAUUUAAGAAUACAAACGUGUCCUUAUCCAUCCUAAAAGCUAUCUAGGACCGGAUUGCCAUCACAAAGCAUGUUCGAGACCAUACUCUUACUAAAUUUUAACCCUAAAUAAAUUUCAUUAUCAUAUUCAUAAUUUGUGGCAAGUAUGGAUUUAUAAAAUAAGGGUAUAAAUUUUCUUUAUUUAUGUUAUAAAAAAAUAUUAUUGAAAUUCGACAAUCUCAGGGCCCCGAGAACAUGUCGCUGGCUAAACUUUGAUUAUUUGAGUUAAUUAAAAAAAAUAUUUGCCUUACAAUUUUUAUCAACUCUCCACGAAGCCUGUAAAGACCUCAAAAAGCUUCUAUUCUUCGGGUGUUAGCUGG